AUGGCACGUACCGACAACGACUUUGGCCCGAGUCUACCGGGCGUCUUUGACUUCACCAUUCUCUUCGAGCAGAGCAUUCUCUCCCUGCUGCCCGCGUCCAUCUUCAUCCUUGUCGCGCCGCUGCGCACUUGGACCCUCGUACGCCGUGAUACAAUUGUGCGCUCGCGCAAAUUAUUCCUAGCAAAACAGGCCACCAUCGCCGUCUACCUUUGUCUUCAACUUGCCCUCGUCGCGCUGUGGUCGUCGCCAUCCACACCCAGGACAAAGACGUCCAUCGCAGAAGCAGUCAUCGGCGUCGUGGAAGCCGGCGCCAUUUGCGCGCUGUCAUGGGCAGAGCACUACAAGUCGGUCAGGCCGUCUGUCCUGCUGAACCUGUACCUCCUCCUCUCGACGCUCCUCGACACCGCCGCCGCAAGGACCUACCUCACGCGGCCGGGCCUUGCUGCCAUUGGCGGCGUGUCUCUGGCCUCCCUCGCCGUCAAGGCCGCCCUGCUGGCCCUCGAAGAAUCGCCCAAGGACCCGGCGCGCAGGGGCAAGACGACCGCCGACGAAGCGGCCGCGGGCGUCGUGAGCCGAGGCGUCUUUUGGUGGCUCAACCCUCUGCUCCUCGUCGGAGCAAAGACGCUGCUUGCCGCCGACCAUGUCGGGCCCAUCGAGGACAAGUUCGACUCGGCCAGGCUCCUGCGUCGGCUGGAGAGCGUCUGGGACAAUGACGGUAGAACCGGCAGCUGGGCCCUCAUGAAGUGCACGUUCCUGGCGUACAAGUGGCAGUUCCUGGCCGGCGUCCUCCCGCGGCUCCUCUUUACCGGCUUCACCUUCGCCCAGCCCUUUCUCAUCAACGCCGUCGUCGACUUUGUCGGCGCUCCCGCGGAGCAGCAGACGGCCCAGGUAGCUGCGAGCCUUGUCGGCGCCACCGUCCUCGUGUACGUCGGCAUUGCGGUGUGCAGCGCGGCAUAUCGCCACAUGACGUACCAGCUUCUCACCAUGUACCGGGGCGGCCUGGCCUCGUUGGUGUUUAAAAAGACGCUCAGGCUGGAGGCGUCUUCCGUCAGGGACUCGGCGCCGGUGACUUUGAUGAGCACGGAUAUCGAGUCGAUUGUCAUGUCGGGCGAUGCCAUCCACGACAUAUGGGCGAGUUUCAUCGAGAUCCCCCUGGCGAUAUACCUGCUGUAUAGGAACGUCGGCGUCCCCAGCCUGUUUAUCCUGAUCCCUGCAUUCUGUACCUCUGCUGCCGGUGCGCUCAUUUCCCCGGCCAUGGGCCCGGCCCGAGUGCAAUGGAACAAGGCCAUCCAGGAGCGCGUCGGCUCCGUCUCGACAAUGUUGAGCCAGAUCAAGGGCGUCAAGAUGAUGGGCCUGACGGGCCUUUUCUACGACUCGCUGCAGACUCUCCGGAUUCACGAACUCAAGCUGGCCGUCAGGUUUCGAUGGAUACUGGUCCAACUCAAUUGGCUUGCCAUGGCAUCCGAAGACCUCACGCCCGUCAUUGUCAUCGUCGCCGCCAUUUUCUGGACCAAGGCGGACGAGGGGCUCACCGUGGCCGAGGCCUUCACCUCCCUGUCCAUCAUCAGCAUCGUCGAGACACCCCUUCUCAAUAUCCUCAUUUCCAUCGUGCAGCUCUUUGGCGCCAUCGGCUGCUUCUCCCGGCUCCAGGCAUUCCUCGUCAUGGACGAAAGAAGAGACUUGCGGGAAAUGGCACCCCCGACCGCCUCCUCGACCCCGUCUACCGCGUACCGCUCAUCCAUCACGCUGCCCCCCGUGGACGAUGCGCCCAAGCACGCGAACCCAGCGUCAAACAUUGCUCUUGCAGCACUCGAGGCGCGAGCCCGCCCGUCUCUGGACCCUUUCAUGCCGGCCGUGGCCAUCGAAAGCGCCACCUUUACCGUCGGGGAGAACGUCACAGUCCUCGCAGACAUCAGCAUGGUCUUCCCACGGGGAACCGUGUCCAUGAUUGUCGGCCGCGUAGGCUGCGGCAAGUCGUCCCUGCUCAAGGCCAUUGCCGGCGAACUAGCCCUGGCAAGGGGCCGUCUCGUCGCCGACGUCUCCUCCAUGGCGUACUGCGACCAGACGCCGUGGCUGCAGAAUUGCUCUAUCCGGGAGAACAUCGCGGCCCAGUCCCCCCUCGACGAGGCGUGGCUGCGCGCCGUCAUCGAAGCCUGUGCCCUGGACGAGGACAUGUCCAUGCUCCCCGCGCGGGACUUGACCAUUGUCGGCUCCGGAGGCGUGGCAUUGAGCGGCGGCCAGAAACAGCGGGUUGCCCUUGCGCGCGCGGUAUACUCCCGGCGCAGUGUGCUCCUCCUCGACGACGUAUUCAGCGGCCUGGACAGCACUACGUCCAGAGCCGUCUUCCAGCGCGUCCUGGGCAGAGACGGCCUCGUUCGGCGGUGGAAUGCGACCGUCAUCAUGGCCACGAACCACGUCAACUUCCUCCCUGCGGCUGACUACAUUACCGUGCUCGGUGACAGGGCCACUGUCCGGAACCAGGUGCGCUUCGACUCGGUCGAUCCCUCGGAAUGGGGCAUCCUGGAGAGCGACACGGACAGCACCGCGACCGUCUCGGGCUCGGACGAAGCCGCGCUCGAACCGGCCAAGGUAUCCCCGGAGGCGGCUGCCGAUCUGUCUCCAAAGACGGAAGCCGACCUCGGCCGGCAGACGGGCGACCUCGACUGCUACAGGAUCUACGUGCGGUCCCUGGGCACAGUGGCCAUGGUCACGCUGCUGGUUGGGAGCGUUUUGCACACCGCCAUGGUCAAGAUGCCGCAGGUCUGGCUGAAGCUCUGGACGCAAAGGGGCACAGGGCCGACAGACUACGCCUACAUGGCCGGCUACAUUGGGUUUGCGCUCGCUUCCACGACAUUCGGCGCCCUCAACAUGGGGUACUACUCGCUCGUCGGGGUUCCCAAGUCCGCCAUCCGUCUUCACGACAUGCUCCUCCGAUGCGUCGUCCGGGCGCCGUUGCACUUCUUUGCCAGCACAGACAGCGGCAUCACGCUCAACCGAUUCAGCCAAGACAUGACGCUCAUCGACAACGCCCUCCCCAUGGCCUUUCUCAACGUCACGACGCUCUCCCUCCGCGCCCUCGCGGAAACCGGCCUCAUCGCCUCCGGCGCAUCCUCCGCCGCCGCCGCCAUCCCCGUCUGCUUCCUGGCCCUGUACCUCAUCCAGAAAUACUACCUCCGCACGUCGCGCCAGCUGCGCCUGCUCGACCUCGAGGCCAAGUCCCCGCUCUACACGCAGUUCGCCGAAACCCUCGCGGGCCUGCCGACCAUCCGCGCCUUCGGCUGGGCGCCCGCCUUCCGAGCCGACAACCACCGGCGCCUCGACGCCUCCCAGCGGCCCUUUUACACCAUGUUCUGCGUCCAGCGCUGGCUCCAGGUCGUCCUGGACCUGUUUGUCGCCGGCGUCGCGCUGGUCCUCGUCGCCCUGGCGCUCCGGGCGGGCGGCAGCAGCGGCAGCAGCGCCGCCGUCGGCCUCGCCAUGGUCAACCUCAUCGGCUUCAACCAGACGCUGGCCGAGGCCGUCGACCAGUGGACCCGCCUGGAGACGUCGCUCGGCGCCGUCGCCCGCCUCAAGUGGUUCGCCGGCAACACCCCCGACGAGGACGGGCCGGCGCGUCAUCAUCGCAAACACGCGCCCCUGCCGCCCGCGUGGCCGGACCUGGGGGCCAUUGCGCUGAGGAACCUCGUCGCCGCGUACAGGCACUCCGAGCCCGUCCUAAAGGGCGUGUCGCUGACCAUUCGGCCCGGUCAGAAAGUCGGCGUGUGCGGGCGCUCCGGGAGCGGCAAGUCGUCGCUCGUCCUGGCGCUCGCGCGUCUGCUCGACAUCCGCGGGGGCAGCAUCACCAUUGACGCGCAGGACCUGGCCCUUCUCCCGCGGGACGCGGUGCGCCGGCGGCUCACGGCCCUGCCCCAGGACGGCGCGACGAGCUGCGUCGACGCGCGGACCGACGACGCCGUGCGCGCCGCCAUCCGGGACGACCUGCGCGGCAGGACCGUCGUCGAGGUCGCCCACCGGCUCGACGUCCUGCGGGCCUGCGACGUCGUCGUCGUCAUGGCCGCGGGGCGAGUCGUCGAGGUCGGCGAGCCCGAGGCCCUCCUGGCCAAGGGGGCGAGCGCCUUCAAGGCCCUGUGGGACAGUCGCCGUCUCUAG
Molecule: messenger RNA, 4146 nt
Organism: Metarhizium brunneum ARSEF 3297
Lineage: Eukaryota; Fungi; Ascomycota; Sordariomycetes; Hypocreales; Clavicipitaceae
Source: RefSeq, a predicted model, not a curated record